Messenger RNA from Salarias fasciatus (jewelled blenny), 4182 nucleotides. Its product is annotated as cAMP-specific 3',5'-cyclic phosphodiesterase 4B-like. The coding region runs from base 1 to 2241 and encodes 746 amino acids. Gene Ontology annotation, biological process: signal transduction. NCBI's taxonomy places the organism in Eukaryota, Metazoa, Chordata, Actinopteri, Blenniiformes, Blenniidae. The record is from RefSeq and is a predicted model, not a curated record. Gene Ontology annotation, molecular function: 3',5'-cyclic-nucleotide phosphodiesterase activity. The transcript has 16 exons.
AUGAAGAAGAGCCGGAGCGCUCACGGGGUCACGCCGGGUGACGAGGCGAAGGAGCCCCACCCGGGGCCGUUCUCCGCCGGCAGCACUCUCGGAGUGGAGCUGUGCAGAGUGCACCGCCGCUUCUCCGGCAACCUGCAGCUGCCUCCGUUGUCAUGGCGACAGGCCGAGAAAGAGAGGGACCGCGGCAGACCGCCGACCCCGGAGGACGACCCCGUGACCUGCGCCAGGCCCACCAGCCUCCCCAUCGCCUCGCUGCCCCGCAUCGACAUCACGCAGGCCGACCCCGACAGCUUCGAAGCUGAGAAUGGCCCGUCUUCGUGCUGCAGUCCCUCAGACCCUCAGGCCUCCCCGGGUUCGGGUCUGGUUCUCCAUCCGAACCUGGCGGCUCAUGGCCAACGCCGGGAAUCCUUCCUGUACCGAUCCGACAGCGACUACGAACUCUCACCCAAGUCUCUGUCUCGGAAUUCUUCCAUUGUUGGAGAAUUGCACGGCGAGGAUUUGAUUGUGACGCCAUUCGCUCAGGUUCUUGCGAGCCUUCGAACGGUGAGGAUCAACUUCACCACCUUGACAAACGUGCAGUGUGUGUCCAAUCGGAGGUCUCCUGCAGCCAGUCAGCCCUGCGUCACUAAAGUCUGCCUGUCAGAUGAGUCCUACCAGAAACUGGCAAUGGAAACUAUGGAGGAGCUGGACUGGUGUCUGGACCAGCUGGAGACCAUCCAGACCUACCGGUCCGUCAGCGACAUGGCCUCCAACAAGUUCAAGAGGAUGCUGAACCGGGAGCUCAGCCACCUGUCCGAGAUGAGUCGCUCGGGCAACCAGGUGUCAGAGUACAUCUCCAGCACCUUCCUGGACAAGCAGAAUGAGUUGGAGCUUCCGUGUCCCGUGCCAAAGUCCAGAGAGAGGAAGAGGAGGCAGCAGCAGCAGCAGCCGCCGCCACCGGCGCCGGCUGGGAUGAUGACACAGAUCAGCGGGGUCAGAAAGGUCAGCCACACCUCCAGCCUCUCUGGAAGCGGUGGCAAUCGCUUCGGGGUGAAGACGGACCAGGAGGAGCUGCUGUCCAAGGAUCUGGAGGACAUCAACAAAUGGGGACUGAACAUCUUCAGAGUGGCCGAGCAUUCUCACAACAGGCCGCUCACCUGCAUCAUGUACACCAUCUUCCAGGAGCGAGACCUCAUGAGGACGUUCAAGAUUCCCACGGACAGCUUUGUGACCUUCAUGCUGACCCUGGAGGGCCACUACCACUCCGACGUGGCGUACCACAACAGCCUGCACGCCGCCGACGUGGCCCAGUCCACGCACACCCUCCUGUCCACGCCAGCGCUGGACGCCGUCUUCACCGACCUGGAGAUCCUCGCAGCCAUCUUUGCCGCAGCCAUUCACGACGUGGACCACCCCGGAGUGUCCAAUCAGUUCCUCAUCAACACCAACUCGGAGCUGGCUCUGAUGUACAACGACGAGUCGGUGCUGGAGAAUCACCACCUGGCCGUCGGCUUCAAACUGCUGCAGGAAGACAACUGCGACAUCUUCCAGAACCUCAGCAAGAAGCAGAAGCAGACGCUGCGCAGGAUGGUCAUCGACAUGGUUUUAGCGACAGACAUGUCCAAACACAUGAGUCUGCUGGCGGAUCUGAAGACCAUGGUGGAAACCAAGAAGGUGACCAGCUCCGGCGUCCUGCUGCUGGACAACUACACCGACCGGAUGCAGGUCCUGCGGAACAUGGUUCACUGUGCGGACCUGAGCAACCCCACCAAACCCCUGGACCUGUACCGGCAGUGGACCGACCGCAUCAUGGACGAGUUCUUCCAGCAGGGCGACCGGGAGCGGGAGAGGGGGAUGGAGAUCAGCCCCAUGUGCGACAAGCACACAGCGUCGGUGGAGAGGACUCAGGUCGGCUUCAUCGACUACAUCGUCCACCCUCUGUGGGAGACGUGGGCGGACCUGGUGCAUCCGGACGCGCAGGACAUCCUGGACACCCUGGAGGACAACAGGAACUGGUACCAAAGCAUGAUCCCUCAGAGCCCCUCGCCGCCUUUCUACACCAGCGACGGAGAAGGAGGCCCCGGCGAGGCGGAGGACCGGCCGGGCGCCACCAAGUUCCAGUUCGAGCUGACGCUGGACGAGCAGGACGGAGGCGGCGGCCCGAUGGACACGGAUUCGACCGACGGGCGUGACCCGAUGAGCCUGGGAGAUCUCCCGUCCGAUCGGGACGCGCUGGACGACGUCUCCGCGGCAGAGACAUAGCCGAACUCGUCCCGCUGCCGGAAACACGGCGGUUUUUUUCGCUGAUUGAAUUUUAUUGCAGUGGAGCAAUCCUGCAGCCUGGCUCCCCGGAGCCGCCUGGCCGCCGGGGCCGGACUGACGCUGGGGUUCCGUUGGGGUUCCGCUGGGGUUCCGCUGGGGUUCCGCUGGGGUUCCGCGGCCUGGAGACCCUGCAGCAGGUUGUUUUUGAGCCCCUCCGGGUGGGCGGAGAGUCCAGCCUCUCAAAGAGGGACGGAGUGUGGCGUCCUCCAGAGUGUGAAGUGGGACGUCUGAAUUCAUGUUCUGAGACACGGAAAAUACAAACUUGCACUUCAGGAUCUACUUUUUUUUUUUUGUUUGUUUUCUAAUCGGUCCUUUUGGGUUAUUUGUGUUGAUUUUGUUUUUUCCAGACUGGACAGCGCCUGGUCCGCUGGUGGACAACCGCUGGCUCACUGUAACCCAGUGGUUUUAAUACUCAAGACUUUAGUAGUGUGCCUUUUUUUUUUCUUCUUUUUUACGAUUGUGUCUUUUUGUAAAUGUUUUUUUUUUUCCUAUUUAUUGAACACAUCGAUGUAGCUGUAGAGCGUGUUAGAUUUACACAGAAACAGACUUUGUCACACCGUCUUCCUGACCUUCCUGCAAUACGACACGCUUCGCUCUCACCACAGUGGAUGUAUUCCUAAAAAAAAAAAAAAAAUCAGUAGACUUCCCAGCACGAUUUGCACUUUGUGGCAGACUGUCAGAGCGGAGCGGCGUUCAUGGAACACAUAAUGAGAAACACACGGAACCAAAUGAUUUUAUCCGACAAGUCCAAAUCAUCACGGCCGAAUAACGUCCGAUUCCGAUGGAUAGACGAGCUUUCUGUAGCUUUCAACCCAAAAACGUAAAAACCUCCAAAGAUCUAGUUUGGGAAGCUGGUUGCUGAACUCCUGGCGUCGCCACAGGGCCCAGGAGUCUCUGGAGGGGGAGGGAUCGGUUCCUCGCCUCUCCCGACGGGAAAAUCGCGGCUCAUGAAGCCGCCUGUUUAACACAGAUCGAGGAUAAAAGUCCCUGCUUUCGUCACGGGCCGGAAAACCCGUUUCCGCCCUGUGACUUCCCCGUUUCGCCGCCGUGCAGCGCACACACCUGCUGCGGCGAGCGGCAUUCCAUUCCGGUGAGCGCGCUCCAGCCGCCAACCCUUCCAGAUUCUGAGCGACUGAAAGACGGCGUGCACGCUUCGGAGAGACGCCCGUCUGCGUGAGGAGUCGGUGGAUUGUGUAGAUUCGGUCGCAGCACUUUGACGUGGGCAGUUCUGCAGCUGGUCGCUGAUCUGCCCAACACUACCGCCGCGGUACAACGUUUGUAUGGUGUGACUGAUGCCCGUGUGAGUGUGUGAGAGAGUGUGUGUGUGUGUGUGUGAGUGGAGUGUGUCUGGUAACAACGUCGCACAAUCGUGUCGCGCCCGCCUGUGUUGUGCUGACCCCUGAAGCUGUUUGUAACAGUAUAUUUAUUACCUUUCACUUGUAUCUGAUACCGACUGACGAUGUUCUUGUAUAUUUGGUAUUAUUAUUUAUCUGCGCCGCCGGACCGCCGGUCCGCCUGACUGAACUCGUCUGACGGCUCGUCUGUACUCAGCCAGGUUUUCUGCUGUCGGAGUUUAUGCAAAGCCAGUUGUGACAGUCUGUUGCCGUUUGGUUUGAGAGUUCAGCUGGAGAUGUUCAUACAGCGGACGCCUCCCAGGAGCGGCGGCGGCGGUGGCUGCAGCAUUCCUCCUGUUGGAUUCUGACGGCCGAGGCCGGUGUACGGUGACGGGUCAUUGUACAGCUGUAAGGAUAUUUGCUGAAAUAUAUAGCAUUGUUUCAAAUGUAUUUUUUCAGUGUUUUCCUCACAAUAUAUUGUAAAACGGUGUUUGUUGUGCUCAGAAAAUGUUUUCUAUCGAUCAUUAAAAUGGGCAUGUACAACGGA